GGUCGAUAGCAACCCAUAUUGCGAAUCCUGAAUCUAUGGCAAACACACGUGUUUAGUGAUAGCGUGACAUUAAUCGGCGGCGGUCCGUGGCAGUCAGCUGUUUGUUAUCGCGGCGACGAGACGCACCCGCGCCGCGCUCCCACAAAUGUUACGAUAAUACACCACACUCGUUAAACAAUCCGGGCAACUCAGUGCUAUCCCUUAGCAACAAGUGCAAUUAUGAAGUGUCUAUUUCAGUGACACGAAUACCACAAAAGCCGCAAACUGAGUAAUCGUUAAGGUGAAGCAUCACGGAGCGCGAUGAUCUCCUCGUGUUAACACCAGAAGAUGAUGAGAGAUAAGCACGAUGGCUCCGGAUGCCGAACACAGCGAGACGGUGCGACUGAAUGUGGAGGAGGGGACCCCGAGCCGGAGCGGGCGGCGCGUGCUGCCGGACACGCGCGCGCCGGCCUGCGCCUGGACCGAGCACGAGGAGGAGCGCGCCGGGGACAACACCGGCAGCCCCGGCGAGAACAAGCGCCUGCUGCCGGCCGGGGCCGCGCCCGCCAGGCAUAAGUCCCGCCUGCAGGCCGGCCUCACGCUGGGGGUGCACCCGCCCGGGAAGUACAAGUAUCCUGAACUAACGAAAGCACAGAAAGCGCAAGCGAAAACCAAAUUCGCGAAACGGAAAGACAAGCUUAUAGCUUUACUGAAACCGCCAUACUUCAUAGUCUCUAUGAUAAUUUUAAUUGUGUUCAUCCACUUGUGGGGCACGGAGGAGGUGCGCGCGCAGCUGGAGUGGUCUCCGGGCGCGUGGUGGCGCGAGCCCUGGCGGCUCGUCACCUACGGCUUCGUGCACGCCAACGCCGCGCAUCUCGCGCUCAACGCGCUCGUGGCUCUAGCUGUGGGCUGGCCGCUGGAGCGCGAGCAGGGCUGGUGGCGCGUGCUGGUGCUGUGGGGCGGCGGCGUGGCGGCGGGCGCGCUCGGCGCGGGCGCGCUGCAGCCGCGCGUGCGCGUCGUCGGCGCCUCCGCCGCGGUGUACGCCUUGCUCACAGCGCAUAUCUCUAACGUGUGCCUUAGGUUUGGCAACAUUCCUCUGUGGUGGUUCCGUCCCCUGAGCGUGCUGGUGCUGGGCGCGUCGGAGGCGUGCUGGGCGCUAGUGCGGCCGCCGCCGCCCGCCGGGGGCGCGGCCGCGGCGCACGCGCAGGGCUCCUACGAGUACAUCGCCUGGGCCGCGCACGUGCUGGGGGCGGCUAUAGGGGUCCCUCUGGCGUUUCUUGUUUUCACUGGUGAGAACUUGAAGCAGCCGUACGUGGUGGCGUGCCGCGUGCUGUCCGCGGUGCUGCUGGCGGCGGGCGCGGCGCUGGCCGUGCUCUACUACGCCUGGUUCGCCGACAUCGACCUCACCUGAACCCGGGACCGCGCUUCCGGGAACCGUGCUACACAUCCGUCCGCUAUUCGUGACUUAGGAUAGCUUUUGAUGGAAUUUACACCUUUGUAUUUUUAUAUACAAGGACAGACAAGGAAGACAGGAUCUCCCGUAUCUGGUGAUAUGGUGAUCAGAUCUCUGGCAAGGUCUAAGAGUAGGUUAGUUAAGGGUAAUGUAAUAUAAGUCGAAAAUUCUAAAUUGUGACUUCGCCUUCUACACUUACCCAUAAAACAUAAUGGAUAUAAUUGUAAUUGAGCAUUAGUCCUUAACUUAUUUAGUCAGUACCACAUACUUUUGAUUGACAUAAAGAAACCAGGCUGACAAAUAUUCAUAAAUAAUUAUUGCUCUGAUUCAAUGGCUGUAACGGCGAAGGCACUCAAAUAUUAAUUGAUUUCUGUGAAAUCCCUCUUUCGAUUGUUUUGCAUCAAAACGUUGGACGCCGGCUAGUGAUAUUUUGUAAGCUUUGUACUUAUGCUGUUAACUUUGUAUGUAUUUGUAGUAAUCAAGUGCAAUUGUAACUUAACUCUAACUUGUUCACUUCGAUAUUGUAAUAUUUAUAAAAUGUUCAGGACUCCGACUACGUAAACUAAAUUGUCUCUAAAAGUAGAAAGUUAAUCAAGAAGUGACCGAAGUGCCUUAUAGUAUAUGUAUUUGUAUUUUUUGUAACACAAUUACAUUUAUGGCGUCAGCUAGUGUUUAGAAAAACAAUCAAAAUGUUAAGUAAUGUGUAUUUCUACCUCAACGUUAAGGUAAUACGGUUGCUUUUUGUUUAACGAUAGUCUACUACUAGUAAUAGUCUGAAAUGUCGUCAAUCGGUUAUAUAAUAUUAAUCCUAUCUUUUAUGAUGUAGAAAUAUUCUAAACAAUUUUAAAAACAAAUAAAUUUAAACAAUGAACGUCACAUCUUAUCGUCUGAUAAAAUAGGGUCACCAAAAUAUUUUCAUUAGCACUAAAUUACAUGGAAACAUGAUGUAACUAACUGAUGUAACAAACAUCAUAACAUUGUUAUUUUAUUGUUUUAAUAUCAAAUGAUUUGUAAUAUAGUUGUGAAUGGUGACACAACCCUAUCAGACUGCAACCAAAGAGAUUAUUGUAUUCUAGUCAUUAAUGACUUACGUUAAUUACAUGACAUUAUUAUUUA
Trichoplusia ni (cabbage looper) is the source of this 2548-nucleotide messenger RNA. Its product is annotated as rhomboid-related protein 1-like. Bases 347 to 1390 code for a protein of 347 amino acids. Gene Ontology annotation, cellular component: membrane. Gene Ontology annotation, molecular function: serine-type endopeptidase activity. Lineage: Eukaryota; Metazoa; Arthropoda; Insecta; Lepidoptera; Noctuidae. The transcript has 6 exons. The record is from RefSeq and is a predicted model, not a curated record.